CAAGACUGAAGAAAUGAAGAAUAAGCCUGUGAAGGUCCAGACGUGUGAUGUGAAAAAAAAUGGAGUCAAAUCAGAUGUUAAUGAACCUGUAAACGUAUGGGCGAAGAAAUCAUGGACGAGUCUCUUCAAGAAAGAGGAACCCACGACAAAUGGAGAGUUAGUGACUGAACGCAGUGAUGAGAAAUUUAAAUCGUUGGACACUGUUGAAAAAAGCAGAACUAUUGAUCCAGCCACUCACAGACUAGCAGAAUUUCUAUCGAACUUCGAAAUUGAUGGAAAAAGUGCUAAUCUACAACCAAGAGGCUUAAUCAAUAGGAGCAAUUAUUGCUACAUCAAUUCGAUUUUACAAGCCUUGCUGGCCUGCCCACCUUUAUGCAAUCUGCUGAUAGGACUUUCGAAGAAUUUGACGGAGAAUGGACACGGCCUACCACCCAUCAUAAAGAACAUGUGCAAAUUCAUCAAUAAAUUCGAGAAGCUGCCCGAUUCCUACCUAAACCGUAUAUCGAAAAGGAACAAGAAGAAACAGGGGAGUUUCGACUUCUCCUGCGGCGACUCGAUCGAAGCCUCUUCGAUCUACACCAUCCUGAAUGAUACCAGAAGCGACUCGUUUCUUGUCGAGGGACGUCAAGAGGACGCUGAGGAAUUUUUGGGUCUACUGCUGAACGGACUGAAGGACGAAAUGAUGAAUAUAAUCGAAUCCUGCAAAACUGAGAACAAAAUAGAAAUGAAUCACGACUCCGAAGACUGGAAACAAAUGGGACCAAAGAACAAGCGUAACAUCACGAGAAAGGUUCAAUUCGACAAAACUCCAAUCAGCGACAUAUUCGCCGGACUCUUGUGCUCAAAGAUCCACAAAACGGGAGAUGAAUCCACAGAAAACAUACAGCCGUUCCUGACUCUUCAGCUGAACAUCAGGACGGCCAAAACCAUCACGGAAGCCCUGGAACAGCUGACGAUAAAGAAUCAACUUGAAGGAAUAACUUCGGCCAAGACGAAUCAAAAGGUGGAAGCGUGGCAGCAGGUGCUGAUCGAGAAACUGCCGGCUGUUCUUGUCCUCCAUCUGCAAUAUUUCCGUUACAAUGGGAACGGAUGCACGAAGAUUAUGAAGAAGGUGGAGUUCCCCAUCGACCGCCAGGUUGAUUCCAAGAUCCUGUCGGGAAAACCUAGCAGUUCUUCAGAGAAACAAUACAAGCUUUUCGCUGUCGUUUACCAUGAAGGUAAAGAGGCCAGCAAGGGACACUAUGUGGCGGACGCGUUCCAUUCUGGACAUCGUACUUGGUUGAGGUUUGACGAUGCAAAAGUGAGAUCAGUGUCAGUGGAAAGUGUUUUGAAACCGCAUGGAGACAGAGUUCCUUAUCUUUUAUUUUAUAAAAGAGGUGAUAUAGUUUAA
Messenger RNA from Coccinella septempunctata (seven-spotted ladybird), 1390 nucleotides. RefSeq names its product ubiquitin carboxyl-terminal hydrolase 10-like. Lineage: Eukaryota; Metazoa; Arthropoda; Insecta; Coleoptera; Coccinellidae. The record is from RefSeq and is a predicted model, not a curated record. Gene Ontology annotation, molecular function: cysteine-type endopeptidase activity; cysteine-type deubiquitinase activity. Bases 14 to 1390 code for a protein of 458 amino acids. Gene Ontology annotation, biological process: regulation of autophagy; protein deubiquitination; DNA damage response, signal transduction by p53 class mediator. The transcript is spliced from 4 exons. Gene Ontology annotation, cellular component: nucleus; cytosol.